Cordyceps militaris CM01 is the source of this 3042-nucleotide messenger RNA. RefSeq names its product dipeptidyl aminopeptidase. Gene Ontology annotation, biological process: proteolysis. NCBI's taxonomy places the organism in Eukaryota, Fungi, Ascomycota, Sordariomycetes, Hypocreales, Cordycipitaceae. Bases 1 to 3042 code for a protein of 1013 amino acids. The record is from RefSeq and is a predicted model, not a curated record. Gene Ontology annotation, molecular function: dipeptidyl-peptidase activity; serine-type peptidase activity. The transcript has 4 exons.
AUGUCCAUGCACCUCUCUAUCCCCGGCAAUGGCCUCUUUCUAGCUUUUCUGAAUGGUGUCAUGCCUCUCACAUUUGUCAUCUCCAUUAUCGUGGCAUGGCCUCUGCGCAUUCAUCGGAGCUCAAUAGCUGCGGCAAUCUCACCCGCAAAGUUCUUUGUUCAAUUCUUUGUUCAAUUCUUUGUUCAACUUCCUUCCACCACAACGACCCAGUCGCACGACCGACAGCUGGCCACCCAGCAAAACCCCAUCACGAACCCCAUGGCUCCCUUGCCUCCCAACCGUGGCGAUGCGGACGGCGACGAAGGUCAGCCAGAGUCGUCGUCACGCGCUUCGCUCUCUUCCGUUUCUACGACCAGCCUGGUAUUCGACCGCCUCCAGGAAGAGGUCGAGAAAAAGCCCUCUGAUCGCAAGACGAGCUAUCGCGAUACCGACAACAACUACAAGCCCUUCCGCGACGAGGACGAGGACGAAAGCAAUGACCAUGAUCUAGAGAGUGGCCCCUUUCUUCCUCAGUCCGGCACUGGCGCUGGCGCCGGCGCCGGCAUCGGCAAGGAGAUCCCCAUGGACCGCAGCCUCAAGCGCGUGCUCUUCAUCACCUUUGCGGCUCUCGUCGCGUUCUGGUGCCUUGGCCUGGCCCUCUUUCUCUUCACUGGCGGCCAUAGGCAUGCCAGCGAUAGCGAACACGACCCCAACGCUGACUCGCGAGGUUCUGGGAAAUCUGUCACCCUAGCCCAAGUCCAGUCCGGAUUUUGGUCUCCCCAUUACGAAUCGAUUAGCUGGAUCGCCAGCCCGGACGGCCAGGACGGCCUACUCCUCGAGGAGGGCACCAGCGACCUCGGUCACCUAGUUGUUGAAGAUGUUCGCAACAGCCUUGAUACACCCGAUGCUGCUGCCAAUGCCGUGAGCACCAAGGUUCUCAUGAAGGAAUCUUCCUUCAAGCAUAGCGGCAACCAGCUCUAUCCCACAAAGCUCAUCCCGAGCCCGGAUCUCAAGAGCGUUCUUAUCGCUGUCCACCACAGAAAGAACUGGCGACACUCAUUCACAGCCGAGUACUAUGUCUUGGAUGUUGAGACGCAGGCUGUAGAGCCUUUGGUUCCGUGGGAAGAUGACGUCCGCGUUCAGCUCGCCACCUGGAGCCCCCAGAGCGACGCAAUUGCCUUUACUCGCGAUAAUAACAUGUUCAUUCGCCACAUCAGAGGCAGCAAGCAGAUUGUUCAAAUCACCAAAGACGGUGGCCCCGAGUACUUUUACGGCAUUCCCGACUGGGUAUACGAAGAGGAAGUCUUUAGCGGGAACAGCGCCACCUGGUGGUCUGCCAACGGCAAGUAUCUCGCUUUCCUACGCACCAACGAGACUGGCGUGCCCGAAUUUCCAAUCCAGUACUUCAAAUCACGACCCAGCGGUAACAAGCCCAGCGAAGGCGAAGAGUCAUAUCCCGACGUCGUCAAGAUCAAGUACCCCAAAGCUGGCGCGCACAACCCCGUCGUCGACCUCCUCUUGUUUGACGUAGAUGCAGGCGAGGUCUUCUCAGCUGAGGCCAAGGGCCAGUUUCCGCCCGAGAACCGCAUCAUCAACAACGUCCUCUGGGCCGGCGAUCAGCUCCUCGUUAAGGAGACAAAUCGAGUCAGCGACUUCCUCAAGGUCUUCCUGUUUGACGUUGCCAAACGCCAGGGUCAGAUAGUCAACUCGGUCAACAUCAAGGAUAUUGACGGUGGCUGGUUUGAAAUUUCGCACACAAUGGAGUACGUGCCCGCAGACUGGUCCAAGGGCCGCCGCCACGACGGCUACAUUGACAGCGUCAUCCACGAAGGCUACGAGCACAUUGGCUACUUUACCCCCCUCAACAACAGCGAGCCUGUCCUCCUGACCUCGGGUGCGUGGGAGGUUGACGACGCACCUUCGGCCGUCGACCUUGACAACAACCUAGUGUACUUUAUCGGGACCCGGGAAUCGUCCAUUCAGCGCCACGUCUACUCGGUCAAGCUCGACGGGUCCGACCUUAAGCCGUUCACUGACAUCUCUGAGGAGGCCUACUACAGCGUCACCUUUUCCUCGGGCGCCGGCUACGCGCUCCUCUCCAACCGCGGGCCCAAGGUGCCCACCCAGCGCAUCGUCGCCACCCCAUCCAACCCGGACCCCUACCACCGCGUCCUGGAGGACAACGCCUUGCUGGCUGAGCACGCGCGCACGCACGCGCUCCCCGUGCUCAAAUACGGCACCAUCGACGUCGCCGACAACGUCUCCCUUAACUACGUCGAGCGCCGCCCGCCGCACUUUGACGCGCGCAAGACAUACCCGGUGCUCUUCCAGCACUACUCUGGCCCCAACUCGCAGACCGUCACCAAGCGCUUCGCCGUCGACUUUCAGUCCUACGUCGCCUCGUCUCUCGGUUACGUCGUCGUCACAGUGGAUCCGCGCGGCACCGGCUUCAAGGGCCGCGCACACCGCGUCGUCGUCCGCGACCAGCUCGGCGUCGUCGAGGCCGCUGACCACAUUGCCGCCGCCCGCCACUUUGCCGCCCGGUCCUAUGUCGACCGUACCCGCCUCGCUCUCUGGGGCUGGUCCUACGGCGGCUUCCAGACGCUCAAGACGCUUGAGGCUGACGCCGGCCGCACUUUUUCGUACGGCAUGGCCGUUGCCCCCGUCACCGACUGGCGCUUCUACGACAGCAUCUACACGGAGCGCUACAUGCGCACCCCUCAGGAAAACCCCGACGGCUACGCCCGCUCCCGCGUCGCCAACGCCACCGCCCUCGGCCAGGCCACCCGCUUCCUCAUCAUGCACGGCUCCGGCGACGACAAUGUCCACUUUCAAAACUCUCUCACUCUUCUAGAUGACCUCGACCUCGCCGGCGUAGAAAAUUACGACGUCCACGUCUUUCCCGACAGCGACCACGGCAUCUACUUUCACAACGGCAACAAGAUUGUCUAUGAUAAAUUGAACAAUUGGCUCAUUAAUGCCUUCAACGGGGAAUGGCGCAAGACCGCUCAUCCCACACCUAACCCUAACAAGCGGCGCUCCGAGGAGCGGUUGGUCUUGUAA